AUGAACACUAUCCCUUCAAAGAAGCAUUCAAGACUUUUGCUGCCAUACGUGACACCUAAAGAAGCAGUUGCUAUUUAUCCAACUCUUUCCCGUGCACAUCUUUGGCACAAGGUUCAUGAAAGUGUUGCUAUGGAUCUUUGCCAAGUUAUGGGUCAGGAGUUGGAUGCGCUGGAGAUUGAGACAGUACAGAAGGAGACAAUACAUCCAAGGAAGAGUUGCAACAUGAACAGUUCAUGUGCAGAUGUCCUUUUUGCUGCACAUAGGUGGCAGAUGUCCAAACCAAGCUUAGUUUCUGCGUCAAAGGAUGUCUUCGAUCAGAAAUCCAGUAACAAGCACUGGAUUGAUGUGCAACCAAGAUGGGGAGAUUACAAUUCACACGACAUAGAACUUUACGCAAGAGCAAAAUUUAUGGACUACGUGACAGAUAAUUUGUCCAUCUACCGUUCUCUGACUGGGGUGAUGAUUGGACUUGAUCUAGCUUAUAAUUUGCACUCUGCUUUUGGUAAUUGGUUCCCCGGGUCAAAGCCCCUCCUUCAGCAAGCAAUGAAUAAGAUCAUGAAGUCGAAUCCUGCUCUGUAUGUGCUGAGGGAGAGAGAGAAUAGGAAACGGUCUUCAGUUCUAUUCAUCUGA
Molecule: messenger RNA, 630 nt
Organism: Triticum turgidum subsp. durum (durum wheat)
Lineage: Eukaryota; Viridiplantae; Streptophyta; Magnoliopsida; Poales; Poaceae
Source: the annotation of a GenBank genome assembly